CUAUUCAUAUUGUGAAAAUCAUAUAUCUAUUCAUAAGAAAAUCAUUCUGUACUAUUCAUAUUUUGAAUAGUGUAUGAAAUAAUGUGGUGAAGAAAGUAAUUAGAUGAAAAUUGUCACUGAUAGAGGUAUUUGUUGUGUCAAUAGAUAUGGAGAUACAGUAUAGGUGUAAUCAAACUGACCUCCACAUGUACCAUUCCCUGAGAGUAGGUCACUUACGACCUUGUAUUCUGCUGCUCUGUGCCACGCAUCAUAUGUUUGUUUACUGAGAAGGAAUAAAAACAACGAAGAAAAUGUGGGACAUAGUAACUAUCAAGGGCAUUGUCCUUGUGGUGAUGUUUAUCAUCACCUUUGUGUGUUCGAUGCUUCCCAUUAUGUUCGUCAAGCGCAUCAGGGAAACACACGAUUCCGGUCUUAGAUUCAAGUACCACAUGGUGCUGAGCAUGAUGUCGUGUUCGGCGGGCGGGGUUUUCAUGGGCACCUGCAUUUUGGACCUGUUUCCAGAUGUACAAGAGCAGUUGGACCUGCUGAUGGAUCAAAAUUCCUCGAUGAGCUCCUUCCCUAUUGCUGAAUUUAUUAUUGUGUUUGGUUUCCUUCUUGUCUUGACAAUGGAGCAAAUAGUAUUGGACUACAAGGAAUCAAAGUUACUCAGCAGAGCCCCAGAAGCUCAAUCCCUUCUGAGUGAACCGAACGAGAGAAGACGCAACUUACAGCAGCAACACAGCAUCAGCGGGAUCUCGGAUCAGCCUGACCUCAGUGCAUCAAUGCGGAGUGAAACUGGUUCAUUGGGUGCAUCACAUGGUUAUGGAACAGCAGCUGAUCAUUGUGAGCCAGGAGAUGGUCACACACACAACCACCUGUUUGAGCACUCUAUCCACCAUGACAUUGCAUCUCAUUCCUCCCUGCGUUCUCUGCUACUUUUAUUUGCUUUAUCAUUGCAUUCUAUUUUUGAAGGACUGGCCAUUGGCUUGCAAGACACUAUUGAUGAUGUAGUGGGAUUGUUCCUGGUUGUGAUCUUCCAUAAAGCCAUCAUUGCACUAUCACUUGGACUCAAUAUGGUGCAGUCCAAACUCUCUGUAUCUCAGAUGUUGAUGGCCAAUAUGUUUUUCUGUGUGACAUCGCCCCUGGGUGUGGGUAUUGGCAUGGGCAUCAUGGAAAUGCAGGCCUCCUUCACCACCGCUGCUAUAUCUGGCACUCUCCAGGGCAUUGCUUGUGGCACAUUCCUCUAUGUGACAUUCUUUGAGGUAUUACCGCACGAGAUGAAUAACGGCGAGAACAGGUUAAUGAAGUUGAUGUUCAUCAUCUUCGGGUUCUCGGCUGUGUGUGGUGUUCAGUAUCUUGACCCAGACAUACGGCGCCCACGCUGCUUUCAACCACCCCUACCCGUUGAACCACCUACACCCAUACCUCAGCUAUAAUAUUGCCCUUUGAGUGUUAACUCAUUUUAAUGUUACCUUCAUCUGUGUAAUAAUAUAGUAAAUGGAAAACUGUGCUAAAAGUAUCUUUUUCUUGGAAUAUUAAACAAUAUAUAUAUAGAAAUGUGUGCAAGGUGCUAUAAAAAAAAUUCUGGAGGGACUGAAUUAUUGUUCCCUCCCUCCCUUACAUUAGCCCCUGGAGUCCUUUAAUACCAUUGACCAAAGUCUGAGCCUGGCUUCUCUUGAAGAGGUGGAUGAAGCAGGGGAUAUAAGAUACCCCUCACUGAAGAAACAAAUCACCAAAAAGGAAGUGAAGCACAGCAGACUUUUGCAAGGCUUUAAGUAAAGCCAGCAAGUAAACAAAGCAGCAAAUGGUUGCAAACAAUCCAUGUAGUAGUGAGGUGAUGCCCUGCUUGUAACAGCUGAUCACUGCCAGCUGGCAGCACCACGGCAGCUGCCACCUUCCCUUGUCAACAGUCCUGUGCUUCACAUGAUGUCCCCCAAGCUUUCGACUGCCCCUUGAGUGCCCAGCCCUUCAGUUACCAGAUAUUCUAGAUAAGUGCUGGCCAUUCUUUGGACUUGUCAUGUAGGGGGCCCCAUUUGCUUGCACAGUUCAAUAUUUAGUGUUUGCUUCACAUGUAUUUGUCUUUUAAGCCUCAUUGUUUGAACCUUGAAGGGCAGCCCUUCCCGAGGCACUCGUUGAUGUUGCCCCUUCCCUGAUGGUAGCUUCCCUGGCGAGUUUGAGUGUUCGUCACAUAGAGGCUGGCCUCCUGUGCAGGGUGCCUUGUCCUGAUUAGUGUACAGGCCUUGUAUUAAUCAGGGUUAUUGACCUGACUGCAAAGAAUGACCUCUCUCAAUUCUGGGGUUAUUGAUUAGGGGUGCACAAGGGCUCAUGUGGUCAAGUGAAUGGAGUGGUUGUACAUCCUGCAUGCCGCUGAUACCCUUUGCAGCUGAGUUUUUUACCUUUGUGCUGCGUUCGGUGUCAUUUCAUUCUGUGAACGUCCCUAGUGCCUGGAUGUUAUGCUUGUUAUCUUUUCUGGCCUGGCAGGCUUCACAGGUCUUUGGUGUGGUUCAUCAUUGAUCAGUUCACCAAGCCUGCACACACGUCUUGUGAGUUUGAGGGCACCAUCAGUUUUGCUGCAAUCCAAUGGUUAUUUGUACUAUCUCCUACGACCUGUUGGGUGGAUAUUACCCUCUACCCCGAGGUCUGCGAUGUUUGAGUUCACUUGGCCUGGCGAAGCAAACCCAAACUCUUGAGUCUUGAGAGGUGAGCUCCAUCAUUCAGAUUUUCCUGGGCUAUGCCUCAUUUUGUGCCUCUGGAGUCGUGCUUGUGUUCUCCGGUCGUGCCCCAGGAUAUGGGUAUUUGGCAGCUCCAUGUGCAGCUGCCUUUGCUUUUUACAGCCUUGGCCAUUGAGGAUUCCACGGCUCGUAUUAAAUUGGCAUUUGUUUUGUGUGUGGGCUGUGGUUAAGCUGUUCUUCGACCAGCUUUGGGGUGACCUGGAUGUUUUGGUGUCGGUGCCAGGUAUAGCAGCCUUGAUACUUGUGGUUCCAGCUUUUGAGGCUUGUCGUAGGUUUCUCACCUCCACUCCUUUGGUGGGAAGUUAUGGACUUCUUCUGGCUCAUCUCACAUGCCAGUAUUCCAUGCUUGUUCAGGCUUUAUUAUCUAGUUUGGACCUUGUUUAUAGUUAGUCAAAGUAGUCUUCCAUUGGUGGUUGGAUUCUUGGGCUUUAGUAUUUUCUCCAGUUUUCAUCUUUUCUGGUUGGUGUCAUUCUCGUGCAUUGUAGAAGGGUGCUUCUGCAUUUUCCCAGUUCCUGGACCUACACUGCAUAGGCCCUCCAGGUUGUCUUCUGGGGCCUCCAGUGCAGUUGGCUUCAAACCCUGCUCUUGAGAUGGGGAUUUGGUGAGGAGUCUACCCUGCAGCUCUUUUCAGGCAUUGACUCUAUUGGACUCUGGGGUGGUUGAGUUAACUAUCUCUCUUCGCUAGGUGUCCCAGUUGUUCCCCAUCCCCAAGCGGGCCUCAGUAGUCUUACAAUACAUUCUCAUCUUCUUGGGAUUGAACUACUUCAUUCCUUGUCCAACCUUUCACAUGACCACUUUACCUCAGGUCCAUCUGGUUUUGCAUGCUAAUUCCUGAAAGGUACCCUUGGAUCUCUGGAAUGGGUACUUGCACAUUCUGAUUCGCCUGAGGUUCAGGGACUGGUUAGGGUUUGUGGGAUGUCUGGCUUAUAGUUUUCGGGUUCUCCCUUUUGGCUUAACUCUAGUUCUCGAGAUCUUUACCAGGUUAGCAUGGGUGGCUGUGACCUGGUUAUGUCUUUUGAGGGGUUUGUGUCUUGACCAUCCUUGCCAACUGGUUGGUUUGGGCAAGGUACAUGUGCCCGUAAGCCAGGAAUCUGGUCCUUUCUCAGCUUGCCAUGUUCGGGUUCCUGGUGAACUUGCAAAUGUCUUAGUUGGUUCCGUCUUGGAAUCGGACUUGGUUGGAUCUAGUCUGGGAUUCCCGGUUGGCUUCCCUAUCCCUGUUGUGUGUGGCUCUAUAGUUCUGUGUCUAACUGGUGUUGGGGUGGCCUUGGAUGGCUUUCCAGUUUUAUGGCAAUUGUGGGGGAGUUUUGAAUUUGCCUGCCUGGUAUUUCUCAUGAGCAAUGUUUGGCUCCUGGCAUUGUUCUGAUUCCUCUGUUCUGCUCUUUUUGUCACCACCGGGAUCAUUUGGUAUGAGCUCCAUUAAAUCCUGUUGGCUUUUGGCUCGUUGCUCGUUCGGUUCUGUGGUGCCUUUCUCAUCCGUCGCUUGAUGCAUGUAUGAAUGCAUCGGCCCUAGGUUGGGACUUUGUGACCGGUGAUCACCAGGAUCACUGGGUGGGUUCCCUCGUUUGGACACUAAGUGCACUUCACGAAUUUACUUUGUCUAUGGAGUUUGUCUGGUCUAUCUUAAUCUCUAUUUUGCAAGUGGUUACCUGUCAGUGACUAUGGAGGUGUGAGACUGAGUUCUUUAUGCCAUGUCAUUCAGCCUUUUAUACCUCAUGCACUAAUUACCUCUCUCAACAUUAACAUUUUUAUCAUAUUUUGUCUUAAAGUUGUGGAUUCAGUUGGCAUCAACAUCUUCCUCAAUGCAUUCCACUUGCUGACCACCCGUAAAGGGAACGAAAACUUUCUUACAUCUUUUCGACUCAAUUGUGUUUCCAGCUUCUACUGUUGACCCCAUGUCCUACCUCUUUUUUUUUUUAAUGUAACUAGGUUUCCUCUGUCCACUGUCUAUUUCUCUAAAGAUCUUUCAUGUAGUUAUCAUAACCUCUCUGUUUCUUCUCUACUUUAAGGUUGUGAGGAAGAGUUUUCUCAAUCUGUCCUCAUAGCUGAAGCCUCGCAAUUCUGUAACUAAUCCAAUUGCAAACCUCUAAACUUUCUCAGGUUUCUUUUUAUGCCUCACAAGAUGUGGGCUCCGUGCUGGUGGUGCAUACUCAAAUAAUGGUCUCAUGUAGGUAGGGUGUAUGGACUAGUUAUGGUUGGUUAGCUGCAGGGAGCCACUUAUGACAACUGUAGAAACCAGUCUUGAAUAUUAUGAAAUGCCUCUUUCAGGGGAAGGUCUUGGUAGCUCGCUGGACCCUCCCCUCCCUGUGAGGUGAGUCAGCUCCUCUCUGGCUCCAGACUGUGGAUUAUUGACAUUGGGGACUGGCCACCUGGUGGUGAUCGGCUGUUACUAGAGGAGAGUAUGACCUAUGUUGAUUGUUAGAAGAGUGGAUUGUUUGCUGAGCCAUUUGCUAAUGUUUACUGUCUGUGAACCUUGCAAUUUUCUGUUUUGCUUCACUUCCUUUCUAGGGAUUUGUUUCUUCAGUUUCUUCUUAGUUCUCCAGAGGCCAGGUUUUGGUCUGGCAUCCAGUAGACCUUUAAAAAGACUCCUGGGGUUGAUGUGUCUACAUGUGGAGCAAUCUCAGUGUGGGUAACUACAGGGAGCCACCGAGGCUCCCCCAUGAGUCAUUUCUUCAUAUUCAGUACAGUUUUUUCUUUAUUUGGGCCAGUCUUUAGUUGUAGGGCUUAGAUACUUUAGCCAUGAAAGCCACAAAAGUGUUGGUUGUCUUAAGACUUUUUAUCUAAAUAUCUGUAUCAUUAUGAAAUUCAUAAUAUUUUUAUUUAUUGUAUAUUGUGUUUAGUGUUAUAUUUUUUUAAUAGAUAUCUCAUUUACGACCAUUGUCUCUGGUGGCCCAUAUAUAUGGGCCCCUGCAUGGGUGGGUUAUCCCUUUAAAGGGUAAAAUGUCUUGGAAGACAUUGCUUUCACAUUGUUAGUGUUUGAUCUAUACUUGACCUGUUGGACCAAGCUCUCUCAAGUCAAGCCAGGCCUCAGGCUAGGCUUGGGGGAGCAGAAGAACUCCCAGAACCCCAUCCAGGUACAAUCCAGGUACAGGUACAUGAGCAUAAUGCUUCUUUACAUCAGUAUUAUAGUUUUUAUACAUUUCAGAGUCCAAUUCCAGGACUUGUUCCUUACCAUUGAACAUUUCAGUGGCUUGGUAAAGUUAUUCAUAUUUACUUAAUAUGUGUUCACUUAUUCUCAGUAUGUGAGAAUUGCCAAAGAUACACAAGAUUUUUCCUCUAUAAUAAACUUUUUAUUAUUUUGGAUGUGGAUGAUUAUAUCUCUGUGGUCUCGUAUAUGAACUGCCAUUUUCCAAUUUGGUUUUGUGAUUCAUAGAGAAUACUGUACUUUGUCUUGGCACUACAUAUAUGAUAUAUUCAUUCUUCCUUCCUGAAUAAGGACCACUUGUAUGUUCACCCAUAUGAUGAGAUGCUGUGUGACGUGACACAUGUGGGUAAAAUUGGGGGAUGUAUGAAACCAUAAUACAGUAUGUCAGCGGUCAUACAUACUGUAUGUGUUUGUAUUAUAUAAUGAUUUGUCAGAUAUUGCCAAUCUUAUUGUGCUGACAGUUUACGUAUGUUGAUUGUUAGAACACAGACUAAUGUGCGUUUACAUUAGUAUGGUUUUGAAGUUUCAUGUUCAUUAUGUGUCUCU
This is a messenger RNA of Procambarus clarkii (red swamp crayfish), 6399 nucleotides long. NCBI's taxonomy places the organism in Eukaryota, Metazoa, Arthropoda, Malacostraca, Decapoda, Cambaridae. The record is from RefSeq and is a predicted model, not a curated record.